Molecule: messenger RNA, 1572 nt
Organism: Callorhinchus milii (elephant shark)
Lineage: Eukaryota; Metazoa; Chordata; Chondrichthyes; Chimaeriformes; Callorhinchidae
Product: STKc_CK2_alpha domain-containing protein
Exons: 12
Coding region: 146-1231 (361 amino acids)
Biological process (GO): protein phosphorylation
Cellular component (GO): protein kinase CK2 complex; nucleus; cytosol
Molecular function (GO): ATP binding; protein serine/threonine kinase activity
Source: RefSeq, a predicted model, not a curated record
AGUCUGGGGGAUUGUCAGCCAGGACACCAGGAGAGAGUGACAUGCUUCUAUUUUCCAAUUGGGUCCAAUUUUAACAUCCCCAGGCAAUAUUGGAAGGAACCAUUUCACCUCCUCUCCUGAACCAUUUCACCUCCUCUCCUGAAUCAUGUCGGGGCCGGUGCCCAGCAGAGCCAGGGUGUACGCUGACGUUAACACGCAGAGACCCCGCGAGUACUGGGAUUACGAGUCGCACGUAGUUGAGUGGGGAAACCAAGAUGAUUAUCAGUUAGUUCGGAAAUUAGGCCGUGGAAAAUACAGUGAAGUUUUUGAAGCGAUUAAUAUCACAAACAACGAGAAAGUCGUGGUCAAAAUCCUCAAGCCGGUAAAAAAGAAGAAAAUAAAACGAGAGAUAAAGAUCUUAGAGAAUCUGCGCGGUGGCCCCAACAUUAUCAACCUGCUCGACAUAGUGAAAGAUCCUGUGUCUCGGACGCCUGCGCUGGUGUUUGAACACGUAAACAAUACAGAUUUUAAGCAAUUAUAUCAGACGUUAUCUGACUAUGACAUUCGAUUCUACAUGUAUGAAAUUCUAAAGGCUCUGGAUUACUGUCACAGUAUGGGCAUCAUGCACAGAGACGUCAAACCACACAAUGUCAUGAUCGACCACGAACACAGAAAGCUCCGACUGAUAGACUGGGGGCUGGCAGAGUUCUACCACCCAGGCCAGGAGUACAACGUGCGGGUGGCCUCCAGGUAUUUCAAGGGCCCUGAGCUGUUGGUAGAUUACCAGAUGUACGAUUACAGUCUGGACAUGUGGAGUCUGGGCUGUAUGCUGGCCAGCAUGAUCUUCAGGAAGGAACCAUUCUUCCACGGUCACGAUAACUACGAUCAGCUGGUGAGGAUUGCCAAGGUGCUGGGCACAGAAGAUCUGUACGAUUACAUUGACAAAUACAACAUUGAGCUGGAUCCACGCUUUAAUGAUAUCUUGGGCAGGCAUUCUCGCAAGAGGUGGGAGCGCUUUGUGCACAGUGAGAACCAGCACCUGGUCAGCUCAGAGGCCCUGGACUUCCUGGACAAGUUGCUGCGCUACGAUCACCAGCUGAGGCUCACAGCCAGAGAGGCCAUGGAGCAUUCUUAUUUCUGUAUACCAUCACUGCCCAUCUCGCAGCCCCUUGGGCCGCUCACCGGAUCUCCAAUCAUCUCCCCCAACCCCCUGGGGCCACCUAUUGCCGUCGUGACCGGGGCACAGCCUUGACCCUCGGGCCUGUCCAGCUGCCUGAUCACCGAGGCCCACCUCCCUUCCUCCACUACCCUCCCACAGGAGCCGGAAACCCCCAGCCCGCUGAGGGUGGUGGGGGGAGGGGGGGGGCGGGGGCUCGAUGGAUGUACGAUUUCCGUUCAAUACAAAUGACAAAAAAAAAAGAAAAACACCAAAACAUUAGGCUCCUGCCUGGGCGAAGACUUGACUGUUGGUUUUUUCUGUGUAAUUGACCGCUGGGAACCAGAGACAGGCAAAGCUGCCCUAUUCCCAGUCAGCAACGUAGUUGCUGUCUUUUGUGACACUGGGUUUUUUUUUUAAUAAAAAAAUAACACAAA